AAGUAGCACUUUCCUUCUCCUUGCCGCUCCUCUCCCCAAGACAGCUUCGGCAAAGCAAGCACGAAACUUUUGACAAAAGCCAUGGCCAGCCUUUUCAAGAAAAUCCUCGGCGUCGGCGAAGUCAACCCAUUUCCCGCCGACGUACCUUUCACAGAUGCUGACCCGUGCGCAGGUUGCGCAACGCCAUGCACCACCCACGAGCAGAUCCCGGGCUACCUGCAGAAGAAAAUCGAACCAGGACCUCUUGUGGGAACCAUGAAGCCCUAUAAACGUCACAUCAUGGUCGUCGAGGGAACGAGCAGAACAUGGAGGGAGAGGAUAGAGGAAGGCGACGAGGAGAAGGUCACGAACGCCGUCUCGAAAGCGGUUGAGAUCGCAGAGCUGGGAUAUAGGACGAUUGUGACGGCGUGCGAUCCCAUGCCGGAGGAGAGUGAUGCUGCCGCUUCAGCAGGAACGGAAGGACAUGCCGUGUGGCUGUUCCCCGACCUUCUUUCCAUCCCGUCCGUGGAUGCAGCAUCAGCUACUGGCGCUAUUGACACCUUGCUGGCCAUGAAGGACGCGCCUGUGCCGUCCGUGGAUCCCUCGGCGAACAGCAUCGACGCCGUAACAACAUCGAGCAACCCAUUGACACCCGUUCCCUUGGAAGGGCGAGCGUGGAUUUUCGUAUGUACGCACAAGAAAAGGGACAAGCGAUGUGGAGUGGCUGGACCACUGCUCGUCAACGAGUUUAGGAGGGCUCUCAAGGAGAUGAACAUUGAUGAUGUGCAUGUCUUCGGUUGCUCUCAUUUUGGAGGUCACAAAUAUGCAGGCAAUGUCAUCAUUUACCACCGCAACCCAGCGGUGGAUGGAAAUUGGUACGGACGUGUAACUGCGUGCCAUGUGCGACCCAUCUUGCAGACGACCAUCCUGGAUGGUCAGAUUUUCAAGGAGCUGUGGCGAGGGGCAAUGCAGAAAUCGGCAGACAUCGUAGCGAAGCGCGGGAAAGAGUGGUAGGAGGUCAUGAAUGCCGCAAAGUACACGGAAAAGGACGGAGAAAGCCAUAGAUACACCUCCGAAAAUCGUAUUUACUCCAACGGGGACGUUUGUAUACACCAGAAUAG
Fimicolochytrium jonesii is the source of this 1100-nucleotide messenger RNA. Its product is annotated as Sucrase/ferredoxin-like-domain-containing protein. The coding region runs from base 82 to 993 and encodes 303 amino acids. Lineage: Eukaryota; Fungi; Chytridiomycota; Chytridiomycetes; Spizellomycetales; Powellomycetaceae. The record is from RefSeq and is a predicted model, not a curated record. The transcript is spliced from 2 exons.